Orbilia oligospora ATCC 24927 is the source of this 618-nucleotide messenger RNA. RefSeq lists its product as uncharacterized. Bases 1 to 618 code for a protein of 205 amino acids. Gene Ontology annotation, biological process: ribose phosphate metabolic process; nucleoside phosphate metabolic process. The record is from RefSeq and is a predicted model, not a curated record. Lineage: Eukaryota; Fungi; Ascomycota; Orbiliomycetes; Orbiliales; Orbiliaceae. Gene Ontology annotation, cellular component: nucleus. The transcript has a single exon. Gene Ontology annotation, molecular function: ADP-ribose diphosphatase activity.
AUGUCGUCCGACCCUCUCCCACCAGAAAUUACUGCCAUAACAACCCUCUCCUCCGGUGACGCCAAGUGGGUUGAGCUCCAAAAGAUCGAUUGGAAAGACCAAGCAGGCAAACCCCGCAUUUGGGAAGUUGCUGCUCGCAAAACGCGUGGCUCCUCUGGCAUAGAUGCUGUAGCCAUUGCUCCCAUUCUGCUUCACCCAUCGCGACCGGCUUCAACAUUGAUAGUCCUACAAUAUCGUCCUCCCGUCGGAACAACUUGCGUCGAGUUUCCAGCUGGUCUGAUCGAUCGCGGCGAGACCCCAGAGGCUGCAGCUAUUAGAGAGUUGAAGGAGGAGACAGGUUAUGAAGGGAAAGUCAUCAGCAUUAGCCCUACGAUCGUCAGUGAUCCAGGCAUGACGACGGCGAAUAUGCAGCUCGUGGUUAUGGAGGUUAAUUUGAAGGAAGGAGACCCAGAGCCUCAACAACACUUGGAUGACGGGGAGUUCAUCGAGCGGGUGGUGGUUCCUUUGGACGAAUUACAUAAUAAACUGGUCGAUUACGAGAAGAAUGGAUAUGCGGUUGAUGCAAGGUUAUAUCAUUGGGCUGCCGGAGUGGACUUUGCAAGGACUAGGAAGUGGUGA